UGCAGUACCGCCCACAGCGCUGUGGAAUCUAAUAGGAUAUAUUGAACAAUUCGGAGAGACUAGUGCGUUUUGGGAACGAAUCAAAUCUGGAAUCUACUGCGUCCUACAUACUUAAUUCCGUGGACAGCCAUUAAACUGGAAAUUACAACAUCCUUCAUCCUAACUGUGCCUUGCAUCCAGAAAUGACGUCCCAGACCCUUGACCUGUCACAAGUCAUCCCUCCACGAACCCUGGUCCAUCUGGCACGGGAGUGGCUUGCAGAAGAUACACCAAACUUUGAUUUUGCUGGGGUAUGUGUGGGAUCACAGGAGGUCAGGGCCACUCUCCUUUGUAAAUCACCGGGCAGCGUACUGGCAGGAUGUCCUUUCUUCAGUGCAGUCUUCAUGGAGCUUGGCUGCGUUGUGGAAUGGAUCUAUACUGAAGGACAAACAUUGGUUCCAGUACUCAGCUACACUGGGGGCCCACCCUUCCUUUCAUCAAGCCACCCUGAUUUGCUUCAGUGUGGUAUGGAAUCAGUGACCCAGACAGCAGUGGUGAGAGGCCCGGCAAGGUGUGUCUUGCUGGGAGAGAGACCAGCCCUCAACUGCUUGGCUCGAACCUCUGGGAUUGCUACUCGUUGUCAGCAACUCCUGGAUACAGCUAAGACUGCAUGUUGGGAAGGUCAACUAAGUGGCACCCGCAAAACCACACCUGGCUUUCGACUUGUAGAGAAGUAUUCCAUGCUUGUGGGAGGUGUGUCGAUGCACAGACAUGAUCUCAGUGGAAUGGUCAUGCUGAAAGAUAAUCAUGUGUUGGCAUCAGGAAGUAUUGCACAGGCAAUAAGGGAUGCACGCUCAGUGUGUGGCUUCAGCAGUAAGAUUGAGGUUGAGUGUGGGAAUUAUGAGGAGGCUAGAGAAGCAGCCAUCGCUGGAGCUGACAUCGUCAUGCUAGACAACUUCACCCCACAGGCACUACACAUGGCAGCUCUCUCCUUGAAGCAACAGUUUCCCUCUGUGCUGAUUGAAGCCAGCGGUGGGGUGACUCCACUCUCCCUACCUCAGUUUUUCUCCCCACAUGUGGAUAUAAUCUCUCUGGGCUGUAUCACCCAAGGGUGCCCCACAGUUGACUUCUCCCUCAAGGUGCAGGGAAAGCUCCCCAGUAACUGACAUGUGGUCCAUGGUAACCAACACUUUAAAAAAUAGCCAGUGCACUACCAACAGCAACAGUUAGGACGUUUAUACAACUACAAAUGGGGGGAGCUUUCAAAAGACUAAACAGUAUAUUGGAUUGUCCAGAUAUUACAGAUCACUUGUGUUAAAUUUUUACAGCCUGUUUAUUCUGUUAGUUACAUGCCAAAGAAAUAAAA
Molecule: messenger RNA, 1345 nt
Organism: Megalops cyprinoides (Indo-Pacific tarpon)
Lineage: Eukaryota; Metazoa; Chordata; Actinopteri; Elopiformes; Megalopidae
Product: nicotinate-nucleotide pyrophosphorylase [carboxylating]-like
Exons: 6
Coding region: 183-1145 (320 amino acids)
Biological process (GO): quinolinate catabolic process; NAD+ biosynthetic process
Cellular component (GO): cytoplasm
Molecular function (GO): nicotinate-nucleotide diphosphorylase (carboxylating) activity
Source: RefSeq, a predicted model, not a curated record